AAACACAUAGGCUAACAUACCUCGACCUCUUCACAGUGUCUAAAAGGAAGAAACAUGUGUUGAAGAAAACCCCUGGUAAAGGAUGUUUUGCUGCACUACAACAAUCAUUAUUGUCUUUGUCUCACUGAUGUGUAGUUUGUCUAGUGACGUAUUUUGUUCCAGCAGACUCACAAAUGACAAAUCUUAUUCACUUGAUUUGCUGCUCUUAUCACGGAAUCUAGAACAUCGUGUCAAAAGAACUGUCGUGUUACCAAUAAAGACCAUCAGAUUUUCACAAGAUUCCAUGAACAGCAAGUUUUCUCCGCAGUCCCCCUUUAAAGGUCAAUCUGUGGGGCACAUCCUGGACAAGAUCCUUCAGGGCCGUGGUCACUAUCUUCUACUGCUCCUCCAGAAAUACAGAGUGACCCACAGGAAUGGAGUCUGGUACACCAUUAACAAUAGAUCCCUGUGGGUGUUCAAACAGCUCGCUACACGUGGUUAUCUCAAGUACGUCCCCGCCCUUCAAGUGGCGGAUAUUCGAAAAAAUAGAAUGACGACGAAAAAUGCCGGGAAACGCAUCUAUGUUUUUGGAAAAGUCGGAGGAAAAUUUGCGAAGCCUGGUAAAUUUUGGAAAAAAGCACACAGAUCCAUGUUGAAACCAAGUUAUUUUCGAAAAUGUCACCUUAUAUCUCUUGUAUGUAAAUUUAGAUACACCCAUGUUUCUUUGUAAACAGUCUUGCUGCAAGAACAGUUUGAUAAUUGAUAUAUUUAUCUUAAUCACUGCCAGAUCAUCAUUGCAAUUCUUUUGUUGUGAAUAAAUAUUAACAGAA
Messenger RNA from Ostrea edulis (European flat oyster), 809 nucleotides. RefSeq lists its product as uncharacterized. Lineage: Eukaryota; Metazoa; Mollusca; Bivalvia; Ostreida; Ostreidae. The record is from RefSeq and is a predicted model, not a curated record. The coding region runs from base 83 to 709 and encodes 208 amino acids. The transcript is spliced from 4 exons.